This is a messenger RNA of Closterium sp. Yama58-4, 3507 nucleotides long. The record is from the annotation of a GenBank genome assembly. NCBI's taxonomy places the organism in Eukaryota, Viridiplantae, Streptophyta, Zygnematophyceae, Desmidiales, Closteriaceae.
AUGUUCGUCCCUGGUAUGGCAGAAACACCGCCUCCGCAAUCUUCCCAAGAUCCGAUCGAUAGCAUAUCAGACAUGGACGGGAAAAGGCCUAUCGCGUCGCGGCGGGGAACCAAGCUACUCGCCAUACCCCUCCCAGACCCCCCACCGGGUACCUCCUUCGAUUUCUUCCACCGUUCCGCCAGGACUCCCGCUCGAACUCCCGCCGAGAGCAAUCCCGCCGCCGGUUCGAGCUCCACCUGCCGUCGCGCCUCUCCGCGGCUUCCGCGCGACGUUGCCGUCGCGCUCACGCCCACGCUCUCCUCCUCCCCGCAGCCGCGCGCCAAGCCGCAUCACGCGGCGCCGCAUCCUCCUCCGCGUCGGCCGUCCGCCUUGGAUGCCGGCGCGGACAGCUCGCUCGAAGCGACAGGAACGACGGCGCCAUGCAGGCGGCCGGCGCGCCACGCGCCGCUCUCUCCGUGUUGCAAGCUGCAUUGGCGACGCGUGGUCGUGGUAUCCCUGCUGCUGCUCUCCUUCGCGCUCUUCCUCCUCAUGCUCCCCGCCUUGUGGCUCGCUCACGCCUGGCCCUUACCGUCGCUGCCGUCGGUGACCGUCGCGCCGCGCGAGUCGAUCCCCUCGGCGCGCUUCAAGGCGUUUGAAGUUGGCCUCGGAGGCCCGCUUAGCCUCUUCAUGCGCCGACCGUGGCUCGCGGCGAGAGCUUCGCCAGAAAGCCUACUAACGCCGGGUCUACCGCUGUCGCAUCUCAAGAGACACGUCAGCGCGGAUUUCUUCGUUCCGCGGGUGGGGAGCGGCGCGAUUUCCCGCCCUGCGGCGCAUCCCUUGUCCCUGUUGAGAUCGUGGCUCCGCUGGAACCGCGGAGAGGCAGGCAGCGAGAGCAUUCCCGAAAAUGCGGGGGCAAAUGCACCUGCGCCAUUGAGUGGCGGUGGCGACUCGGAUGUCAUCACAGAUCCGCACAGCGGCGGCGACGGCGACGGCAUUUGCGUCGCAAUUCCUUCCUCCCCGCGCUCCUUCCCCCACCGGGAGCUCCCCCCGUGGCACUUCCCCGUGUCGCUGCUGAAAUCGCUGGACGAGCGCCACUCCCGACGGAAUUCUGCGCAUAGGGGGAAACAGCUCGGCGGUCUGGGGGAAAUGCACGCGGUGGUGUAUAGCGCCGGCUGCAAGGCGUCAGUUCCAGCCGCCCUUGCGGCCAAUCGACGGCAGCGCAUGGGUAGGCUCAGGCGGAUCGGAGCAGCUAAGAGUGUGGAGGAUAUGGAGGCGGAUUUUGUUGUUGAGGAUACGAAAAGGGCGAACGAGAUGGUUGGUGUUUACACGCGGGAGAUUGAACGGGCGGCGCAGGGAUUGUCGAUGCGUGUGGAUGUGCUGAGAGCGCAUGAGGACGUGUGCCGGUUCAUUGGACAGGAGGAAGGGGAGUUGAGGCGCGGUGGAGUUGAGGAUAAGGUUGUGGGGAAAGAGGGGUGGGAGAGCUGGAAAUGGCGCACGAAACUGGUCAUGGACUUUGUCUAUGUGGCAAGGCAAUGCCUGGCCACAAGACCAAAGUAUGUGCUGCUGCUGCAGGAUGAUACCCUACCUGCCAAGCUGUAUGACGUUGGGAUUGAGAAGUUUGUAAGCGAGGAUUUGGCGCACAAGAGCUGGGCAGUUGUGUCGUUGUACAAUCCCCAGUCGUACAACUGGAAACACCAGCACGGGGAUGAAUACUCUGUGCCCUGCUGCGCCCAGGCACUCCUGUUCAACGUGACUGCGUUGGAAGGUAUACUGCAGUACAUGGAGGCGCACUUCAUGGAGACAAACAUGGAUCUUCUGGUGAACAAGUACCUGAUUGUGUCAGGCGUCAAGGGGUACGUUCACUUGCCUUCCCUGUUUCAACACCUAGGGUCCCGGUAUAAUUACUCCGUCAUGGCGCCGUGCGCUAUGCCCCCCCGCCUGUUCGUACUCGUGGUUGCGUUGGUGGCGGCCGUGGCGCUGCUGUCGCCGCCGGUGGUGCGAGCCGGCAUCAAUCGCGUUACCGUCAUCGACUCCUCGCAAUUGGCGGUGCUGCGCGCUCUAUCCAAGGAGUGGGGCCGCGGGUUCAACUACUCGCGCGCGUGGUCGUCGAAGCAGCCGCCGAAGCGCUGCAUGGCGUACCCCGGGAUCAUAUGCAACGACAAGGGUAUCAUCGUCGGACUGAACGUGAGCAACACCAACAUCAACGGCACGAUCAAGGGAGUCAGCGCCCUCACCGCGCUGGCCUUGCUCGACAUGAGCCAGAACCCCAUCAAGGACGUAGCUCCCCUCGCCCCGCUCACCAACCUCGUCUACCUCAAUUUAGAGGCACUGGGCAUCGAAAAGGCACCCAACGCACUCGGCAACCUGGGCAUGCUCAAACACCUGAACCUGAAUCAGAACUAUCUGUCCACUCCAAUCCCACCAUUCGUCACGGCCCUAACUGCCCUCACCCUCUUGGACCUUGGGUUCAACGACUUUAGCGGAUCUCUCCCUCCUGGCUUUGGCAACCUGAAGAGCCUGAAGAAGCUGGUGUUGUCGCACGGUGGCGAUGCGCUGGGCGGCAAACUGCCGCGCUCCUUCUCCUCCCUCACCAACCUGCGCGAACUGUACAUGAACGACAAUGCCUUUGGAGGCAGCAUCCCUGCUUACAUCGGAAGCUUCCUCUCCCUUUCCUACCUCCGGCUGAGCAACAACAUGUUCUCGGGCACCAUCCCCAAAGAACUCUCACGCCUCAAGAGCCUGCAGUUCCUAGGGCUGCGCUACAACUGGCUGACGGGCUCCAUCCCCGCUGCCCUCGCCUCUCUCUCCCAACUCACCUACCUGUCUCUGAAUUACAACAAGCUGAGUGGGAGCAUCCCGGAACAGCUGACCCGCCUGGCCAACAUCCAGAGCAUCAAUCUAGAGAGCAACUAUCUAUCGGGGACCCUCCCCGACAUCAAUCGUCUUAAGCUGCUCACAGACAUCAACGUGCGCUCCAACUAUCUCAGCGGCACCAUCCCUCCACGCUACCUGCUGCUACCGUACCACAGCCUGUCCUCCAACUACUUCGUGGGCGAGGUGUCAUACAAGGCCAAGAACCGCACUUCUAUAUGCCCCGGCGAGUCCGACGUUGAUAACAACUGCCUGCGCCUCAAGUGGUGGGACAAGAAGGCAUGCGGCAAGAAACCGCCGCAGCGCAGCGCCGAAUCCUGCUGGACCUUCUGCCGGGCGGCAAGCAGGCUCGGCACGUGCGGGCGGCGGGGCUUCUGUGUGCCGGCCAGCCUGCGCAAGAACGACAGCGCUGUGGUGUAUGCCGCGUGCCGCUGCAAGGAGGGCGCUGCUGUUACGGCCGACAACCAGUACUGCGUGAAAGUGACAAACAAGUUAGUGCGCAAGGCGUGUCCGCCCAAUCCCAAGUGCCCUCCCAGGAGUGUCUGCCAACCCAACUUCCUCUCCCCUCUCGGAUACCGCUGUGCCUGUGCCAAGGGUUACCAGCCAGUGGCAGAGAACUACUGGACCGUUACAAAGUGCGUUGCUAUAGAGGUGUAG